Messenger RNA from Puccinia triticina, 1335 nucleotides. RefSeq lists its product as uncharacterized. The record is from RefSeq and is a predicted model, not a curated record. NCBI's taxonomy places the organism in Eukaryota, Fungi, Basidiomycota, Pucciniomycetes, Pucciniales, Pucciniaceae. The coding region runs from base 1 to 1335 and encodes 444 amino acids. The transcript has 2 exons.
AUGGCCGGAAGAUCCCAACGACCAUCAACCGAUCCAAUCGAGGCAGCUCAAGCAGCUGGCCUCUUUACUCCGUCACUCGAUCAAAUACGGCCAGAUAGCCUGAGGAAUCUCCAAAGUUUUUUCCCCCAUGGAAACACAAUUGAUCCGCUACCUGCUGCCCUGUCGGCGCUAAUCAAAUCCAAAGCUGAAGGUCGAAAAAAACACGAACUGCCCAGGCAUUUCUUUGCGAGAAUCUUCAAGACGCUCAUCCCAGUGCUUAAGCAAGGACGAGUGACGCACUGGUGGGAGGACAAAGAACAUUACCGCGGUCUGGUACCCUUCCGUCUGGACCGAGACCUUUUACCCCGAUUACGUCGCAGAAUCGCUGAACUUCCUCAAGUCAUGUACCCGACCAAGAUGAAAUCCGAGGCACUAGUCCGAGCAGCAAGUCAACAUCUCCACCAGAUCUCGAUCGAUGCAACUCAGCUCAAGAUCUCGGUUUGCUUGAGUUGGGAUCCAUCCAAGUCUAAAGUAUCUGAGGACAAGCUCAUCGACUUGCCCCUCUACUACUACCCCGAUCUGCCCUGGGGAAUCGACCACGUCCGGGAUUCGAUUGCCGAACUUUUUGAAACUUACACCAAGUCAACUGGAGCCGGUAUGGUUCCAGUGAAAAACCAAGAAGAGAUACACUUGCUUCUGGCAUUGAUAGAUGAAAUGAUUCGCGACCUAGAAUCACCCCGAUCGGCGAUGCAGACCAAGUGGCGAUUGUUUACCAGAGAGAUCGAAAUAAUGGACCACACGCUCAACAAAUGUCUGAAACCUGAGAAAGUUCGAAUCAGUAACCCGCUCGAAGGUCUCGAGGACCAAAAACAUCUCGAAAUUGAUCAAUGGCGCCCACGAGAACAGAUGGCCCCGCACGAAGUCCGAUACGUCGAAAGCACUCUCCCAAUCUUCAGACUUUCUCGAAUGCUCUUGAACAAGCUGUCCAGACCGACCAACACCGACUCUCUGACCGCAAGAAUGACUCUGGAGGAGUUGAACGCGAUUUAUCUGACCACGGACAGGAUCGAGGAAGAUUUGCGUGUGCUUGCCCAGCUCACAUUGCAAGUUCGUCGAAGACACGGCGGUCACUGUCUGAGGGUCAAUGCGGAACGUAUCAAGAAAAUCCUGCCACUCCUCAAGAAGCACUUCGACUCGCUGGGGCCCGAAGUCGAUCAAGCCGAAAUUAAGCGGGGCAAGCAAUGGUGUCAGAGUUGGCAGACCCAUUACGAUCUCGCCGUCGAGAAGUGUCUCGAAUGUUGCGGCUUUAACGACACUGACCAGUGGGAAACCGACGACAGCGAGGAUGAUGAAUGA